GCUGUGUGUGCCUGCAGCACACAGACACACUGAAGAUAAGGCGAGGAGGAGCUCAGCCACCACACGCUCGUCCGCGUAAAAGGGAGGCUGUUAGACUCACUUGGAUUACCGGGCAGUCAACUGUCACCGCUCAUAGCAGCUGCAGACCGGCGCCCUGCCCGGCGCUCCUCUCCGCGCGCACCGUCGGUCAUUAAAUCCUCUCAUAAAAGGUAUUUACCUGGACAAAGCCGUGGCAGUAGAAGCGUUUGAUUGAUUUUUAUUUUGGGUUCAUCUCCGUGGAUGCAAGAUUUAAAAAAAAAAAAAAAAAAAGUUUUAUUGACGCGGUGUUAAAUAGGAGCGCAGAAACAGGGAGUCAGUCUCCGAGGAAGGACGUCCAAGCUCCUCUGAACCUCCUCUACAUCUGUUUCUCUCGCAAGAAAUCUACUGAAGUAAGAGAUCGGUCUGUUAGAGGAAGAUAUGAAGGUAGUGGGCUCGCUUUGGAUCCUUUGGUUUCUCCUGGUGGGGGUGGAAGGAGCUGAGUCAACCUCAGACCCUUCACUCAGGACUGGACAGAGCAUGAUGGAGGUACAGGAGCGGGCAGUGAGCCAGGAUCAAUACAAAUGUCUUGAGCUUUCCAACAAAGACCACCAGGAAAACAGAACUGCUAGGUUCUGUGGACGUCUAUGGGACGGCUUGUUGUGCUGGGAUGAGACACAGGCUGGGAUAUCUGUAACAAAGAACUGUCCAGGUCAUCCUGACAUGAACCCAAAUGAAAAAGUGACUAAAUUAUGUGACCAAUUGGGAAAUUGGGUUGAGACUGAGACUGGAUCUACUUGUCAACCAUCUUCAAAGAAGAAAUCAGAGACGGAGGUCAACCAUUAUUUAAGGGAUGCUCCAGCAGAGCCCUCUACAGUGGCCACUGACAUUAAGACAGAAAAAGGCGAUGUUAUAGAAGAAAUUGUCCUUGAAAAUGAAAAGAAAUGCUUAGAGAAAAUAAAGCAUGAUCCGCCUUACAACAAAUCAGGUCUUUACUGCAGUCGUAACUGGGAUGGCUGGUUGUGCUGGGACGACACUCCAGUUGGAGCUCUUGCCUCCCAAAACUGCCCAGAUUAUUUUAGUGACUUUGACCCAACAGAAAUGGCUACUAAGUACUGUGAAGAGGACGGUCGUUGGUUUCACCAUCCAGAGACCAAAAUAACUUGGACAAACUAUUCACUCUGUGCAACUUCCAAUGAGAAGAAGCAGAGGACACUGAAAAUUGUUGAGAACGAAUACAAAUGCCUCCUGAAAAUAAAUCGCGAUCCACCUUAUAACAAAUCAGGUCUGUACUGCGGUCGUAACUGGGACGGCUGGCUGUGCUGGGACGAUACUCAAGCAGGAAACUAUGCCUCGCAAAAUUGUCCUGACUAUUUUUCCGACUUUGACCCGACAGAAAAGGUAACUAGGUUCUGUGGGGAAGACGGGCAGUGGUUUCGCCAUCCAGAGAUUGGCAAGACUUGGACCAACUACACACUGUGUGCUGUCAACACUAAAGAGAAGUGGAGGAAGGCAGCUGCCCAGCUCUCAGGAGACGCAGAGGUGGAGCUUUCUGAUGAGGCCACUGUCAGUCCCAUGGUGAACCCAGUGGAGCAAGAGAUAGUGAGGAAAAAGAUCCUCGACAGUCAGUACAAAUGCUUUGAGAAAAUGAAUCGAGAUCAUCCGUAUAACAAAUCAGGACUGUACUGCAGUCGCAACUGGGACGGCUGGCUGUGCUGGGACGAUACUCAAGCGGGAACAUACACCGCUCAAAACUGCCCCAACUACUUUGUGGACUUUGACCCGACAGAGAAGGCCACUAAGUACUGUGGGGAGGACGGUCAGUGGUUUCGCCAUCCGGAUACCAACAGGACCUGGUCCAACUACACACUCUGCAACGAAAACACAAAGGCAAAAUUGAAGUCAGCGUACAUCCUGUUUUACAUGGCAAUUGUGGGUCAUGCUUUAUCCAUCGCCUCCCUGCUCAUCUCUCUGGCCAUCUUCUUCUACUUCAGGAGUCUGAGCUGCCAAAGGAUCACGCUGCACAAGAACCUCUUCUGCUCCUAUGUGCUCAAUUCAGCGCUCACCAUCAUCUACCUCGUAGCAGUGGUCAAUAAUCCUGAAGUGGUGGGCAGAAACCCUGUUGGGUGUAAGGUGUUACACUUCUUCCACAUGUACAUGCUGGGCUGCAACUACUUCUGGAUGCUAUGUGAAGGGAUCUACCUGCACACGCUCAUUGUGGUGGCUGUGUUUGCAGAGGAGCAGCAUCUGCACUGGUAUUACCUCCUUGGCUGGGGCUUUCCGCUUGUGCCUGCAUCCAUCCACGCCGUGGCAAGGAAAAAGUACUUCGAUGACAACUGUUGGAUGAGUGUGGAAACCCAUCUGCUCUACGCGGUCCAUGGUCCCAUAGUGGCCGCGCUUCUUGUGAAUCUUUUCUUCUUACUAAAUAUUAUAAGAGUGUUGGUGACCAAGCUGAGAGACACCCAUCGAGCAGAGUCCAACAUGUACAUGAAGGCGGUGAGAGCCACGCUGAUCCUGGUGCCCCUGCUAGGAAUACAGUUUGUCAUUUUCCCCUGGAGGCCAGAGAACCGGCUAGCUGGGGAGGUCUAUGAAUACAUCAUGCACAUCCUCAUGCACUACCAGGGAUUGCUGGUGGCAACAAUAUUCUGCUUCUUCAAUGGAGAGGUGCAGUCGGCGUUAAAGAGACAGUGGAUGCAGUACAAAACCCAGUGGGGUCAGAGACGAAAGGACCACUGCUCAAUGCGCUCCACGUCCUACACAGCCACCUCCAUCACUGAGGUGCCCGCUUUCAUGUACCACCAUGACUGUAACAGCGAACACUUGAAUGGGCGCCACAUGGAUGACUCUGAACUGGUGGCACUGAAAUCGGGAGAGACGUACGCUUGAGCUGCUGAGUCCCGUUGGGGGAUAAAGAGUGUAGGAACAGCCCGAAGAAGAGCAACAGAGCAUCGGAGACUUAGAGUAAAUCUCGUCGGGAAAAAUCUCAGAGGCUGACAGGCGCAUGGUUUUCCAGGACGGUGAUACAAGUUUGGGAAUAAAGAGGUCACAGGAUGGAGAUGGACUUGCUAUGAGGCUGACUCUUCAUGUAACUUAUCAUGACUGUUGCAGCUGCUUUUUUCGAGAAAAAAAAACCAACUUUGAUGUCAAGAACUUGUGGCAUGAGACCAGAGCUGCUUUCGACAUGUGUCACUUCCUAAAGCUGCUAAACUGUGACAACAGAGGUUUUGUGCGGGUGUGGAGACUGGAUAAACAAGUGAGACUGUGUUGACAGCAAGGUUAAUGAUGUUUCCUGCUUGGAAAUGAUGUUGUUGAAUGUGACAGGGAUGGUGAAUAAGGAUUGGAAUGGCGUCAUGAUGCUGAUUUUAAGGGUGAAGAAGAAGAAGCAAUCCUUCCUAAGCUCACCUAUACCAAAGGGUGUAUGUUGGUCAAAGCUGUGUAGGGGUGUAACACACACACAAACACAUCAACAGAUUUCACAAACCUGAUCGUAUGUGCCAUGAUAGAGGUGACCCUCUUUUCUUAAAGCUCUGGAAUUGUGUAUAUAAUGUAUGUUCACCGUUUUCGUUGAAAACUGUUUUAAAAUGUUUUCUAAAGGUUUUUAUUUUUGUUUUCUAUUCAUGUUUUAUUCUGGCCGAGUCCUCAGUACGUGCUGUGUGUGUGUGUGUCCUGUGAUGCUGCACUCCUGACUGCUUUGUAGUUGCUGUAUUUGUGCCGAUGCCGAAAUCACAGGGCUGAGAAGCAAAAAAGAAGCUACAUGCACAAAACCAUUUAUGAACAAAAAAAAACACAUUUUGAGGUUGAGCAGCCGCAAGAGUUGUUUCACUGUGUAUGCCAUCACAUGUCAACGAUCCUCGAGAACUAGCAGCUUUCUCUUAACUGUUCAAGCUGCGCUGUCUGAUUUUAUUCACAAUCCUCUUUUUGUUAUGAUGCCUUUUAAUCCAUCUUCUUGUUUUUCUGUUUUUAAGAUUUAUAUUCUGUCCUUCAUACAUAUUUAUUCAUGGAGUGUAGCAUUUUGAAUGAAUGAACAUCAAGUGCAGAGGGAAGGCUUACUGAUGAUGAAAUGAUGAGAGAGCAUCACAUUCAUAACGUUUCAACUGAAAAAAAUCCACAUCAUCUCGAGAGACUUGCACGGACAAACAGGAAUAACGACACUUUCAUGUCAUAAAAAGUUUUCUCAAAAAUGACAGCCUGGAUGGCAAACGGUGCAUUUAAGUGUGAAUAAAGACAAAAGGCCAAAAUUAAUUUGCAUCAAGUACGUAGACAAAUGUUUGAAAACAAACAAUUUUUUUGCACUUGGCUAAAACUCUUUGUCCCAAAAGGUGUUCAAAAUUUAAAUUCUGCAAAGGUAGAAUUUGGUUGAUAGUUUAGCCAAUAAGGCCUCUGGCUCAGGCUGCUGUGAUUUGUCUGUUGGCCUCUAUAAACAGAAGUCUCUCCCUGAUUAAUGAGGAGAAAGUUCAGCAAACUAAAAUCUUUUUUAAAAGAGUUGGAGCUGGAUAUGUAACAGUCUGUUAUUAUAAUAAUGUGUCUUUAUGACCUCCAAAAGCAAACAAGAGUGUCAAGAAGAAGAGUGAAGAGUGGCUGUAACUCUGCCACCGGGUCCCUGUCAGAGAAUGUGAUUGAUAACAACAUUUUGUUUUACAUUUUCUCCUAUGAGGGUUCUCUAUCAUCUUGAGACUAUCUUUCCACCCCGUUACAUCACAUCGUACGGGAUAUGAUCACAUACAUGUGAUGUCACAGGGUGGAGAGUAGUUGCUUCACUCAGAGAACCAAGGUUACAAUGUAACCCUACGUCACAGAGUGAUACGUUUGACUUGUAAAAGAGAGAUGGAUGAGAUUGUUCAUAAGAAAACACAACUUUUAAAGAACAAAGGGCAAAGUAUUUUUCUAUGGACCUACAGUGAAGAGCGAAGCUAAGACUUAAUUUGCACAUCAAGUAACACAAAAUAGUCUUAAUAAUGAGCCGGAAAGAAGUCAUAUUUUUAAUUAUAAUCAAUAUAUCAUCAGAUGCAAAGGAUUCUAAAUAAUAGAAACAUGGUACCUAACAAGCUCCACAUUUAUAAAGCAUGUGAACAACACUAAGGUGAUCACUUUAAACUGGCCUGUUUGGUGAAUAUAAUUAUAUCAGUCUAGUUUUCUAGGUCACAGACGAAGCUCUCAUAGCAUCUUAAAUUCACGGACAAUAGGCGUUUUCAGACCGCAGGAACUUUUUCAUAGUUCCAGGAACUGUUGAUACCCUCACCACAGGAACUAUGAACUAUUUUAGUUCCUAGAACCCGGUUUAGAGGAAUCUUUUUAGCUACUGCUACAGAGAGGGUACCAUGGCAGUGCAAAGGCAGACAAGAGAAAAAGUCCGGGUGGUGUGAAGGUCUCAGGGAACUCUCUAGAGGAUAGUUCUGCUUCAAAAAGUCCCCAGAACUGUUUGGUCUGAAAACACCUUUAGUUUGCAGUGUUUUUUUUUUUUUUUUUUUUUUUUUAAAUGAAUGUUUGUCGUGAGCAAGGUCAAAGAAAGUAACAGAGAUUGACAAUCAAUACGAGAGAAUCACAUCAUCAUCCCAGGAUGGCAGAGAAGGUUUUAUACUACACAUGUUCUCGUGUGUCAUUUUAAAGUAGCAUAUACAGUAUUAUUUAUUUAACAAAUGAAAUAUCACCUUCCUCGUUAUCUUUAGAACAUUGGUUUGAUGUGGUGCACACUCUAAGACACAUUUUUAAAUCUUUGAGUUUGCAAAAGGCUUCUGUACAUUUUGUGACUUUAUUCUGAUGUAAAUACAAGCUGGCACCUUGUAUAUAAUAGAUUUUUGCACUGUGAAUUACUCCAACAAUUAUUUUUGUAACCUUCCCAUGUUUGUCUCCCUCUCCCCCCUCGGCUCGGACUGGAAUCACAAAAAAAAAAAAAACAUGCAUUUUGUAAAAGCAAAACUGAUCAGUGUUCUUUUUUUUUUGUAUAAAAGCUAUUUAGAAAAAGAAUACACGUAUAAAAAGCCUAUUUGUUGUUGCUCUUUAUUUCCUGAGCAACAGAAAUCAGAGUAAGAUGAAAGAAUUAAGAUGAAAAUGGACAAUUUGCAGCCCUUACAUGAAAAAUAAAAAGUUAUUUUCA
Labrus mixtus (cuckoo wrasse) is the source of this 6109-nucleotide messenger RNA. RefSeq names its product calcitonin receptor (gene calcr). Lineage: Eukaryota; Metazoa; Chordata; Actinopteri; Labriformes; Labridae. Bases 457 to 2901 code for a protein of 814 amino acids. Gene Ontology annotation, molecular function: calcitonin receptor activity; amylin receptor activity. The record is from RefSeq and is a predicted model, not a curated record. Gene Ontology annotation, cellular component: plasma membrane; axon. The transcript is spliced from 22 exons. Gene Ontology annotation, biological process: adenylate cyclase-activating G protein-coupled receptor signaling pathway; cell surface receptor signaling pathway; positive regulation of cytosolic calcium ion concentration.